GAAAAAAACACCGGCCUCGGACCCUAGGCUAAAGGAUGAAUUUCAAACAGAGGGAAAUCAGCAUAAACCUUCUAUGAAUUCUAAGCUGAAAUUACGAAUAGCCACGCUCAUUACUGUCAGUUUGAUCAUUUGCUUGUCCAUAAUCAGUACAAUGUUUGGACUUCAGAAAGAUGGAUAUAAUGAACAAAAGCGGCAAUUGAUACGUUUGCAGGAUAUAACAGAUGAUCAAAAACAGUCACUUGAAGAAAAUGUAAACCGUUUGGAAAAUGUAACAAAAAAUAACGAGGAUUUGAAGAAGCGAGUUAAUCGUCUGAGCAGUCUUUCAGUUUCAUUCUACGAAAUUUCCACCAGAGGAAAAUCCACCUAUGUACUGUUACCCGUCAGAGCGAGUUGGGAUUAUGCUCAGGUUUUAUGUUCUGAUAUUGGGGGUUCUUUAGCAGAAAUUGAAACCGAAGAGGAGUUCACGUCUUUAAACUACACUCUGCGUGUGGUUGAAGAAUUUAAAGAUGACUUAUGGAUUGGCGGUACGGAUAAAGAUAAAGAGGGUGUUUGGAAAUGGGCUUCUAGAAGCACACCUAUAAAGUUAACGUUUUGGAGGCCAGGCGAACCGAGCAAUUCUCAUAACAAUGAACAUUGUCUGGAAAUGGCACUUUAUAGUGGAUAUUUAUGGAAUGAUAUUUAUUGUGGACAUAAGCGAAGAUUUCUUUGCGAAAUUCUGCAAAAUAAUGAUUAAUUUUUUCAACAUGUUUUUUUCCAACGAAAAAUAUUUUUUUGAGUUAGUAUAAUCUUGUUUUUUUUUUUUUUUUUUACUCUUUUAUACUACUUAAUACAUCUCUCUCGUUGAUUUUUCAUUAUAGAAGUACAUGUAUUAUAAUUAAAAAUAUCUUACUAAUUAAUAAAGUGGGAAAAAAUGCAACAUUUAUGCAUAAACAUAUGACUAAAAACGUGAUACAACUACUUUCAAUUUGUCAAACAAGUACAGUUUAUGAUAUAAACAAGAAUAGGAAAAAAACUUCCAUAUUAUUUUAUAAUUAUCGUUUAACAGAGGAAAUGUACAUGAAGUUUGACCAAUUUACUUAAAAUUAAAAUUUCAUUAAAUGUUUUCAAAUUUUUAAUUUUCUCUCUGUAUUUUAUAUUGCAUGACAUGAGCAGUUCUGGGGUGGAUUACUGAAAUGAAUACAUGACUAUUUGUACAAUAUGUACUUAGUUAUAUUUGAAUUAGCCAUGUCGCUUGUCAUCUUAUUUUUGUGUGUAACC
Molecule: messenger RNA, 1257 nt
Organism: Saccostrea cuccullata (small rock oyster)
Lineage: Eukaryota; Metazoa; Mollusca; Bivalvia; Ostreida; Ostreidae
Product: C-type Lectin CRL-like
Exons: 7
Coding region: 74-733 (219 amino acids)
Molecular function (GO): signaling receptor activity
Source: RefSeq, a predicted model, not a curated record